Fusarium sp. VM40 is the source of this 417-nucleotide messenger RNA. The record is from the annotation of a GenBank genome assembly. NCBI's taxonomy places the organism in Eukaryota, Fungi, Ascomycota, Sordariomycetes, Hypocreales, Nectriaceae.
AUGACCUCCGUUCCCUCACAGCAGCUUCUUUGCCUUACGAUUUGCGGCUACAAAAAGCCCGGUCUCUCCGAUGAGGCAUACCGGGAUUACAUGAUCCAUACUCAUGCACCUCUUGUCCAGGAUCUUAUGGUCCAGUAUGGUAUCAAACGUUGGACGAUGACGCACAACUCUUCAUCAACACGGAGUAAGAUGGCGCUAGUUGCUGGACCACAGUUUGCCAACACUGCCGACUAUGAUGCCAUUAUCCAGAUUAUGUUCAAUGAUGUAGAUGACUUUGUGAGGAUGAAGGCCGAUCCAUAUUUCCAAGAGCGGGCGACGCCUGAUCACGAACAGUUUGCUGAUACCAAACGGAGCCGUAUGACUAUUGGCUUAGUUCAGGAUAUCAUAGCGAAUGGCGCUGUAAUAGGAAUUCAGUGA